AUGAAGCCCACUCAGAUUCUCAUCGCUCUUGCGGCCAUUGUCUAUGCGGCCCCCGCCGUGGAGCAGAGAAUGGCCCUCCGCCCCCCUGAAAUCGACACGCAUUCUCAACCACAUGUCAAGCGCUGCGGCAAGGGAAAACCUAAGUACCAUGGUCGAUACCCAUACCCCGACCAAACUUAUAACCAGCUCACUGACGGGACGCCCUGCCGAAAUGUUACUAUAAUCUACGCCCGAGGAAUGGGGGCAGAGGGCAACGUAGGAGCCGUAAAUGAGACUGGUCCCAUCAUAUUCAAUGAACUUGCCGGGCUUAUUGGCCCACAGAACCUGGCCAUUGCAGGUGUGAAGUACAAGGCGGAUAUAAAGAACGUUAUUAAGAAAGGCCCUAAAGCAGGCGGUCGGGCCAUGAGUGAGCUUAUCAACCGGGCCGCAACCCAGUGUCCCGAUACCAAGAUUGUCCUCGUCGGUCACAGCGCGGGCGGCGCGCUCCUGCAUCAAAGUGCUGAAAAUAUAACUGCUGAGGUGACGGCGCGCAUCGCUGCUGGUUAG
Molecule: messenger RNA, 546 nt
Organism: Fusarium fujikuroi IMI 58289
Lineage: Eukaryota; Fungi; Ascomycota; Sordariomycetes; Hypocreales; Nectriaceae
Exons: 2
Coding region: 1-546 (181 amino acids)
Biological process (GO): carbohydrate catabolic process
Cellular component (GO): extracellular region
Molecular function (GO): cutinase activity
Source: RefSeq, a predicted model, not a curated record